CACGCACACUCUCCUGGAACUGAGCGCUCACGGACGGAGGAGUGCAGAAGACAGCGCGGAACUAACGGAGCAACAGUGAGCGCGCAAAUGAAGAGGGCGCCUAUCUCCAAGUAACAUCGCAGAGAAGUCCCCAAACGCAUUGACUACCAAGACGGAAGCAAAGAAACAGCAUAUUUUCUACCAGUUUGUGUUAUUUUUUGAAAACACUAUUCGUUUUCUGAUUGCCUGAUCUCUGUCCCACUGCGCUGAUAAGGACUUUGCGGACUUCUGAGUCGCGCACCACAACCCGCUUCAGAAUGAAGUUACUCCUGUCGGCGGUAGUACUCUUCUUGGCUCUGGCACAAGUGUUUUGUGAAGAAUUCGGUGCCAAAGAGGAUCCAGAUUAUUGGGUGAACAGCAUUCAAAUACAGGAUGAGUGGUUUCCCUCCGACUCGUUCAGGGAGAUACUGCGGAGAAUGACGAGAAAGCCCCGACCGAAUCAAUUCUUCGGACUGAUGGGCAAGCGCUCCUCCGCAGCCAACGCACAGAUCACACGCAAAAGGCAUAAAAUCAACGCUUUCGUUGGGCUGAUGGGAAAGAGGAGUCAGGAGGAACCAGAUUCUACUGAGUGGAACACAUUGCUGACAAGCUACGACAAGAGACGCUAGCGCAGCGCGUGGCGUCCGGUGUGCCUCUUGUCAACUCAUCCCCCUCCCCAUGGAGCGGCCGCGCCGCUCUCAAAUCAUUUUAUUCUUCGGUUUCUGUUUUGUUUUGUUCGUUUUUUUUAAAGACAGAAAACGUGUAUAGUUGGAUGAAAGAUGAAUAAACACUUUUGGAUUACGUAUUGUGUUUGAUGUAGACGUAAUGACGUAAAAAUUGGUUGCGAUUUGAUUUUCCUCAGUACAUUUUAAACGUGUCCAUCAAAUCAACAUGUGACCUCUCACCCAUCAGCCUCGCCAUCUCAACAUCUG
Messenger RNA from Engraulis encrasicolus (European anchovy), 950 nucleotides. RefSeq names its product tachykinin precursor 1 (gene tac1). Gene Ontology annotation, biological process: tachykinin receptor signaling pathway. NCBI's taxonomy places the organism in Eukaryota, Metazoa, Chordata, Actinopteri, Clupeiformes, Engraulidae. The coding region runs from base 297 to 647 and encodes 116 amino acids. The record is from RefSeq and is a predicted model, not a curated record. The transcript has 5 exons.